AUGGACCCAAAAACAAGGCUCCGCAAGGCCUGCGAUGCCUGCAGCAUCCGGAAAGUGAAGGUUCGUUCUGCACCUGUCAAACCCUGCCUCGUCCAGUUGCUGAUAUCCUUUUUCAAGUGUGAUACUGGGGGUCCACCAUGUCGGUCAUGUGCUACUUUGGAUAUUCCAUGCACAUAUGAAAGGCCGAGUAGGCGCCGCGGACCUCCUAACCGCCAUGCCGAGGCGCUGAAGAAGCAAAAGCUGGAGACGGUUGCGUCGCCGACAAGUCUAUCCGACUAUCCGCUAGCGAGCACGCCGCAGACUCAGCCUGCGUCUACACCGACGCCGGCGCCGGCGCCUCUUCCCACGCCUGUGUUAUCAGGGCCUGCAUCCUUGGCUUCUAUCUCAGCAGAAUCCAUCUGCUCUCUCCACACGGUGCAACUUCUCCUUGAUGAUUUCUUCACAUAUAUCCAUCCUUUAGUUCCAAUCCCUCAUGAGCCCACAUUCCGUGCGGCAUUUGAGCGCCGGGAAGAUGCUUCUAGUGGUACCUUUUUGGCUCUUCUAGCUUCCAUGAUCGGAUUCCUAGUCGCCUCCUUCCCCCGGCGGCCAAAAUUGCGCUUGAACACGGAGGCGGAACGUUCCGCCUUUCCAAAUUCGAUUGCGCUUGUGAAGCGAUGCCAUGACGUUGCUCUUCAAGCUAGAGGUGUUGGGUAUCUUGAUCGAAAUGCAACUGUUUACGAUGCAGCCAUCAGCUACUUCCUAGGUGUCUGUGCCGGUUACAUCUACAGCAUGCGCCGCUGUCGCAUUUACCUAGCGGAAUGCCGCACUAUGUUGCAGGUUUACGAUCUUUGCCGCGCCCCUACACCUGCUCCUACCAUGGCAGCCAUGAACGCUGCCAGCCCAAUGUCAACAAUGUCCGCAACCUCACAAGAUCAGCAACCACAAUAUCUUACGGAUAACAAACCCGUAGAUUUGAUCUCCCAGGAACUUGGGCGGCGACUUUUCUACGUUUCGCUAGUUGGGUAUCAAAGCCUGCUCCAACUUGGAUCAUCCGAUAUCAAGAUGCAUGUCCCACCAGAAACCCCAGCGGAUCGCUAUCCGCCAUACCCGCUUGAGGUUGAUGACGAGUUUCUAUUUCCAACCCAUAUCAACCCACAACCUGCCGAUCGUGUGUCAAUAAUGGUCGGGUUCAAUGCCAAUGUACGUGUCUACGGUUCAUACAAUUCCCUCUUGGCCUGGGAGACAGCAUUCGGCAGUGGUCAAAUAUUUGACUGGGAUCACCAACGCUCAUCAUUAUGGGGGUGUCUUCAAACCGUCAAGUCUGCUCUGCUCAAAGUUCCUGUCGAACUAUCACUCUUUCAUCCCAAAAGAGCCUCUGCUAGUGGUUUAGCCGGGCAUGACGGAGUCGGCUCGGUGUUCAAUUACCCAGUAGACCAUAUCUACCAAGAACGACGCGCUAUCCAGUAUGAAAUUCAGAAAGCGAAUAUUUAUGCUAGCCAGCUAUGCACCAGGUCAUGGCUGGUUGAAAAAUAUUGGAACCUGUUCGAGACAUACGCAAAGUAUGGCAAUUUAGCAAGACCUUCGAUUCCAAACCCUGCAAAGCCGCAUAUCAAUAUGAAGGACGAAGGGUCUGCAGAAACAGCAUCAGCUGAGAAGCCUGGAGCUUUGUCAGAUUCAGCUGCUCAGAUAUCAAUUGAAGCACAGGCAGAUCAUAUCGGCCAGAUGAUGGCUGAAGAGCGAAAGCUCGUCAUCAAAGAUCUCUUCGUGCUUCUACGAACUGUCAACGAAGUCAACAUGGAACCAAAUGGUGCCAGCAUUGUAAGUCAAUUCCAAUAUAGCUCCAAGUCUCCACUUUCAAGAAACUCACAACAAGAACAGACAGGAAAAAUCCGACAAAUAGCCUCCACUCUCCUCAACAUGCCCUACUAUCCCAAACCAACCACCCAAUACCCAAAUUCCUCCAUCAUAUCCGAAAACCCGCCAAUUGAACCAGCAAAAGGAAACCACCAACCCAAUCCAACCUCAACCGAUGUCCCAAUUCUCACACCCGCAGAAGCAGAAUCAUAUCUCCACGCCUUCAUCGACACCCUCAUCCGACUCGAGGGCUACUCAUCCGCAGCCACGGAUCCCGGCAGCGUGAUCGAAGGUGUGAGUCCACGCGCUAAUGGGCGGGCCAUGAGCUAUCUGAGUGAUUACGAGCGUGAUCAGGAAGAAUUGAGUCAGUGGGCGAGUCUGAAGGAGUAUCAGCAGAAAUUUGCCGAGGCUGGGGGUGUUUUGUCGGAACUAUAG
Penicillium manginii is the source of this 2268-nucleotide messenger RNA. RefSeq lists its product as uncharacterized. Gene Ontology annotation, cellular component: nucleus. Gene Ontology annotation, biological process: positive regulation of transcription by RNA polymerase II. Lineage: Eukaryota; Fungi; Ascomycota; Eurotiomycetes; Eurotiales; Aspergillaceae. The transcript has a single exon. The record is from RefSeq and is a predicted model, not a curated record. The coding region runs from base 1 to 2268 and encodes 755 amino acids. Gene Ontology annotation, molecular function: zinc ion binding; sequence-specific DNA binding; DNA-binding transcription factor activity, RNA polymerase II-specific.